This is a messenger RNA of Xenopus laevis (African clawed frog), 1756 nucleotides long. It is a transcript of the gene ap1s2.L, whose product is annotated as adaptor related protein complex 1 subunit sigma 2 L homeolog. Gene Ontology annotation, molecular function: clathrin-cargo adaptor activity. The record is from RefSeq and is a predicted model, not a curated record. Bases 34 to 645 code for a protein of 203 amino acids. Gene Ontology annotation, biological process: intracellular protein transport; vesicle-mediated transport; protein transport. Gene Ontology annotation, cellular component: Golgi apparatus; clathrin-coated pit; membrane coat. NCBI's taxonomy places the organism in Eukaryota, Metazoa, Chordata, Amphibia, Anura, Pipidae. The transcript is spliced from 5 exons.
AGGGCUGUAACUGGGAUUUUGCCAAAGCAAUGCAUGCUGAUAAGCCUCUGUUUGGGAACAACCUCUCUAUUGUGGUGUAAAAAAAAAAAAAAAAGGCACCGCACAUCCCAGAUUCCGUUCCGAGAGCCCAGAGAACAUCGCUCCAGCGCCUGGUGCUUUGCAGAGAUGCCUCUUGGAAGACAAAUGCAGUUUAUGCUUUUGUUCAGCCGUCAGGGGAAGCUGAGGCUUCAGAAGUGGUAUGUGCCUCUGUCUGACAAAGAGAAGAAGAAGAUCACCAGGGAGCUGGUCCAGACCGUGUUAGCCCGCAAGCCGAAAAUGUGCAGCUUCCUGGAAUGGAGGGAUCUGAAGAUCGUCUACAAAAGGUACGCAAGCCUCUACUUCUGCUGUGCCAUUGAAGAUCAGGACAAUGAGCUGAUUACACUGGAAAUAAUCCAUCGUUACGUGGAGCUUUUGGACAAGUAUUUUGGCAGCGUGUGUGAACUCGAUAUCAUCUUCAAUUUUGAAAAAGCCUAUUUUAUUCUGGACGAAUUUCUGCUGGGAGGAGAAGUUCAGGAGACCUCCAAGAAAAACGUGCUCAAAGCCAUCGAGCAGGCGGAUCUUCUGCAGGAGCCACGGCAUGAAUACUUUAAUGUGCCUGUGUAUUAAAUGGCUCCACUCUCCAUGCAUGCAGAAUUUCAGAGGAAUUGAACUGGACUGAGCGGUGCUGGAAGUGUCUGGAUUGGUGGAACCAUCCAUCUUGCUGCCGGCAACUCACUGUUCUGUGUUUUGUGUUCCCAUUCAUGUGUUCUGUCACAUUUGUCGUGCACUGAGCGCUCAUUCUUUAAGUAGCGGUGACUUUCUAACAAGCCUGACUUUUUAGAUGUCGGUAUCAGUAACCAAAACACUGUCAUUCAUUUUACAGAAUGGAAAUGCCACAUUUCUAAAGGUGGCCAUAGACUUACAGACAUAUCUGUUGCAUAUAUGUAUACCUGUAAAUCUGAUGAUUGAGCUCUAAUGUAAUGUAAUGAAAACAAACGGUCAGAGGAUAGAUCAUAAUUGUUACGUCUAUGGCCACCUUUAGGCAUUUACAACCACAUAAACAUAUACUGUACAUAACAUAUAAUUCAUCUUGUAGAACCAACAUAUCUCACCUAUUCACAGACCUUGUCUACCCAUCUUACUAGUAAAAGUACUUGAUGUCAAACAUUGUGGCACUUACAGAUAAGCUGUGCACCCACACAUACAGGCACACACAUUCACUCUAUGGUUAAUUAGUGUCUUUCCAAAUUGAGGGCAGAAACCAGAAAGCCCAGAAGAAACCUGUUCAAACACUGGGAGAACAAAUUUCACUGUGAGAUUUAGCCAAGACACCUCUGUACAAGGUAGAAAUAUUAUUAGAUUUGACAUGCUGAGUUCCUUAUCCUUACUCUAGGUUUGAGACAGUUUGGUUGGCCAGUAGGAAAAACGUAACAUUAAGCUGUACUGUAGUAAAGUCUGAUAGUAUGUGUUUUUUUUUUAUUUCUGGAAAACUCCAGCCCAUCAGCUCUCAAUACACAUACCACUUGUGCUUGUUCCUAGUCUGUUGCAACUUAGUGGCAUGUUCAUCACACAGUGCAAAUAUCAGAGCCCUGUACAUAAUUGCUGCCUUUAAGUACUGGGCUCUAAUGGGCCUCUGACAGCCCCUCUGUGCAUGUUUUGAAUGGCACAUAAGGAAGGGUAAGAAGAAAAAUUUCUGGCACUCAGUGCAAGCAGCCAAGCCCUGCGUGUUUAUUGAACG